GCUGUGUGGGUGGACGCGGUUAUCUUCGUCUUCAGCCUGGAGGAUGAGAUCAGCUUCCAGACGGUGUACCACUACUACAGCCGCAUGGCAAACUACCGAAACACCUCUGAGGUGCCCCUGGUUCUGGUGGGCACCCAAGAUGCCAUCAGCUCAGCCAACCCUCGUGUGAUAGAAGACACGCGUGCACGGAAGCUCUCCAACGACCUGAAGCGAUGCACCUACUAUGAGACCUGUGCCACCUACGGCCUGAACGUGGAGCGUGUCUUCCAGGACGUGGCUCAGAAGAUUGUGGCGACACGGAAGAAGCAGCAGCUGUCCAUCGGCCCCUGCAAGUCCCUCCCCAACUCUCCCAGCCACUCAUCUGUCUGUUCCCAGCCUGUGUCAGCCGUGCUCAUCAACCAGACCAGCAACGGUGGAGGCAGUCUGAGUGACUACUCGUCGUCCGUGCCCUCCACCCCCAGCACCAGCCAGAAGGAGCUGCGCAUCGAUGUCCCCCAGAGUGCCAACACACCCACACCCGUCCGCAAGCAGUCCAAACGCCGCUCCAACCUCUUCACUUCGCGGAAGGGGAGUGAGCCGGAUAAGGAGAAGAAAGGCCUUGAGAACCGGGCGGACAGCAUCGGGAGCGGACGCGCGAUCCCAAUUAAACAGGGCAUGCUCUUGAAGCGGAGUGGCAAGACUCUGAAUAAGGAGUGGAAGAAGAAGUACGUGACACUGUGUGACAAUGGACUGCUAACCUACCACCCCAGCCUGCAUGACUACAUGCAGAACGUCCACGGCAAGGAGAUUGAUCUGCUGCGGACCACUGUGAAGGUUCCAGGCAAGAGGCCCCCCAGAGCCGUGUCCACCUGUGCAGCCGUGCCCAGCCCCAAGACCAACGGCCUGGCCAAAGACAUGAGCAGUCUGCAGCUGGGACCAGGACAGGCACAGGCCCCGGGCACAGUGAGCACCAGCACAUCUGCGUCUCAGAUGGCCAGUGGCAUCAGCCUGGUGUCCUUCAACAGCCGGCCGGACGGCAUGCACCAGCGCUCCUACUCCGUGUCCAGCGCCGACCAGUGGAGCGAGGCCACCGUCAUCGCCAACUCUGGCAUCAGCACAGACACAGGGCUGGGGGAUUCAGUGUGCUCCAGUCCCAGCAUCUCAAGCAGCACGAGUCCCAAGAUGGAUCCCCCUCCGUCGCCCCACGCCAACCGCAAGAAGCACCGCCGGAAGAAGAGCACCAGCAACUUCAAAGCGGACGGCCUCUCUGAACAAGAAGAAAACUUUGAGUUUAUCAUCGUUUCGCUGACGGGGCAAACCUGGCACUUUGAGGCGACCUCAUAUGAAGAAAGGGAUGCUUGGGUCCAGGCCAUCGAGAGUCAGAUCCUGGCCAGCCUGCAGUCCUGUGAGAGCAGCAAGAACAAGUCCCGUCUAACCAGUCAGUCCGAAGCCAUCGCUCUGCAGUCCGUCAGGAACAUGAGAGGGAACUCCCGCUGCGUGGACUGUGAAGCACAGAACCCUGACUGGGCCAGUCUGAACCUGGGGGCACUGAUAUGUAUUGAGUGUUCAGGCAUCCACCGUAACCUGGGCACUCACUUGUCGCGCGUGCGCUCUCUGGACCUGGACGAGUGGCCCCUGGAGAUAAUCAAGGUCAUGUCCUCCAUCGGCAACGAGCUGGCCAACAGCGUGUGGGAGGGCAACGCACAGGGCCGCCUCAAACCUGCGCCUGACGCCAGCAGGGAGGAGCGUGAACGCUGGAUCCGGGCGAAGUACGAGCAGAAGCUGUUUGUGGCGUCGCCGUCGUGCACGGAGCUCCCUCUGGGCCAGCAGCUCCUGAGGUCCACGGCGGACGAGGACCUGCGCUCCGUGGUGCUGCUCCUGGCUCACGGCUCGCGAGACGAGGUCAACGAGACGUGCGGAGAGGGCGACGGGCGCACCGCACUCCACCUGGCCUGCCGUAAGGGCAACGUGGUCACUACUCAGCUGCUCAUAUGGUACGGGGUGGACCUGAUGGCGCGUGACGCCCACGGGAACACGGCGCUGGCGUACGCGCGGCAGGCCAACAGUCAAGAGUGCGUGGACAUCCUGCUCCAGUACGGCUGCCCCGACGAACGCUACCCGCUCAUGGCCACGCCCAACCUCUCGCGCCGCAACAACAACCGCAACAACAGCUGCAGCAGCACGGGCAGCGCCGCCAUCAUCUGAGCACCACCACUACCCACCCUGCCACCCCCCGCCUGCCACCCACGC
Molecule: messenger RNA, 2229 nt
Organism: Clupea harengus (Atlantic herring)
Lineage: Eukaryota; Metazoa; Chordata; Actinopteri; Clupeiformes; Clupeidae
Gene: agap1
Product: ArfGAP with GTPase domain, ankyrin repeat and PH domain 1
Exons: 14
Coding region: 85-2184 (699 amino acids)
Biological process (GO): activation of GTPase activity
Molecular function (GO): GTPase activator activity; GTP binding; GTPase activity
Source: RefSeq, a predicted model, not a curated record